CCUGAGACCUGGCAGAGAUCAGGGGCAUCGGGCUGAAGCGGCUGCAUCUGCGGCCCGGGCUCCGGUCGCGGGGGCCCCCCGUUGGGCAAAGCGAGCGAUCGGCAGGUGAAAUCAGGGUCUCGAGUGUUCUAGGAGGACCAACCAUGGAGAUGCAGUCAGGCCUCCAUUCCAAGGAGACGGUUAUUUGAAAAAAGGGCCUAACUGUUGGCUUUAGAAGUCAGAGGCUCUGGGUCUGCUGCUUGGACCCUCGUGAGGAAAUUGCAUGGUGCCUCGCCCACCCAUUGGACCCUGAACCUGGCUGUCCUGCGCUGCCUCUGCCAGAGAAGAGAAGCCUCCCUCCGAGAUCACUACCAGUGGCCCGGCUUUCAGCACCACAGCCUCACUGCCAGGUGUGCGGAGAUGUUCACCGUGUCGCAGACCUCGAAAGCCUGCUUCAUCGACAAGGCCCGCCAGGCCCGAGAGGAAAGGCUAGUGCAGAAGGAGCGGGAGCGGGCCGCCGUCGAGAUUCAAGCCCACUUCCGGAGCUUUCGCUGUCGGAGCCAACUGCACAGAGACAUCCGGAGAGAGGUCGAUGAGUUUUGGGGCGCCGAUGACCCCGGCUCCGCGAAAAGAAGAGCCCUUUGUGUUUUCAAGAUUGCCCGGAAGCUGCUGUUCAUCUUCAGGAUGAAAGAGGAUAACGAGAGAUUUGAGAAGCUGUGUCGCUACAUCCUGAGCAGCAUGGACGCCGAGAAUGAACCCAAGGUGUGGUACGUGUCCCUGGCUCUUUCCAAGGAUCUCACGCUCCUGUGGAUUAAACAGAUCAAGACCAUUCUGUGGUAUUGCUGUGAAUUCCUUCGGCAGUUCAAGCCGGAAAUCCUACAAGACUCCCGACUCAUCACGCUCUACCUUACCAUGCUGGUCACCUUCACAGACACGUCCACCUGGAAGAUUCUCCGGGGGAAAGGUGACAGUCUGCGGCCGGCCAUGAACCACAUCUGUGCGAACAUCAUGGGACAUCUGAACAUGCACGGGUUUUACUCCGUGCUGCAGAUCCUGCUGACGCGUGGCCUGGCGAGACCCCGGCCUGCUCUGUCCAAAGGCCCUUUAACUGCAGCCUUUUCCCUAGCAUUGCGCCCUGUGCUUGCUGCACAAUUUUCAGACAACCUGCUCCGGCCGUUCCUCAUCCACAUCAUGUCUGUGCCGGCUCUCGUGACCCAUCUCAGCACGCUCGCCCCCGAGCGACUCACUGUUUUAGAAUCUCAUGACCUGCUUCGUAAAUUCAUCAUCUUUUUAAGAGAUGGAGAGCGGUGCCGUGACGUGUGUGAGAGCUUAGAAGGCUGUCAUACCCUCUGCCUCAUGGGCAACCUCCUCCACAUGGGCUCCCUCAGCCCGCGGGUCCUGGAGGAGGAGAUGGACGGGUUCGUGCGCCUGCUCACCCAGAUGCUCUGCUACUGUCAGAAGUACGUGUCGCAGAAGAAGUCCAACCUGACCCACUGGCACCCUGUCCUGGGAUGGUUCUCCCAGUCUGUGGACUAUGGCCUAAACAAGUCGAUGCCCCUGGUCACCAAGCAGCUGCAGGUCCUGUGGGGCGUGCCUCUCAUCCGCCUCUUCUUCAGCGACAUCCUCAACAAGAAGCUCCUGGAGACCCAGGAGGUGGCCCCCGUGCCGUCAGCGUCCCCCCAGAACGUGCUUCCAGUGAAGAAUCUCCUAAAGCGGGCCUUCCAGAAGUCGGCCUCGGUGCGGAAUAUUCUCAAGCCUGUCGGUGGGAAACAGGUGGACUCCGCCGAGGUCCAGAAGGUGUGCAACACCUGUGUCCUCUACCAGACCUCGCUGACCACACUCACCCAGAUCCGGCUGCAGAUCCUCACAGGGCUCACUUACCUCGACGACCUGCUGCCCAAGCUGUGGGCCUUCAUCUGUGAGCUGGGCCCCCACGGGGGCUUGAAGCUCUUCCUGGAGUGCCUCAACAGUGACACCGAGGAGUCCAAGCCGCUCCUGGCCAUGCUGGUUCUGUUCUGCGACUGCUCGCGGCACCUCAUCACGAUCCUCGACGACAUUGAGGUGUAUGAAGAACAAAUUUCGUUCAAACUCGAAGAACUGGUCACCAUCUCCUCGUUUCUCAACUCCUUCGUGUUUAAGAUGAUCUGGGAUGGAAUCGUAGAAAACGCCAAGGGCGAGACUCUGGAGCUGUUUCAGGCCGUUCAUGGCUGGCUCAUGGUACUGUACGAGCGGGACUGCCGCCGGCGCUUCACCCCCGAAGACCACUGGCUGCGGAAGGACCUCAAGCCCAGCGUGCUCUUCCAAGAGCUGGACAAGGACCGGAAGCGGGCACAGCUGAUCCUGCAGUACCUCCCUCACGUCAUUCCCCACAAAAACAGAGUCCUCCUGUUUCGGAACAUGGUCACCAAGGAGAAGGAGAAGCUGGGGCUUGUGGAGACCAGCUCCGCCUCCCCGCACGUCACCCACAUCACCAUCCGCCGGUCCCGGAUGUUGGAGGACGGCUACGAGCAGCUCCGGCAGCUGUCCCAGCACGCCAUGAAGGGCGUGAUCCGAGUGAAGUUUGUCAACGACCUUGGGGUGGACGAGGCCGGGAUCGACCAGGACGGCGUCUUCAAGGAGUUCCUGGAGGAGAUCAUCAAGAGGGUGUUCGAUCCGGCACUCAACCUGUUCAAGACCACCAGUGGGGACGAGAGGCUGUACCCUUCUCCCACCUCCUCCAUCCACGAGGACUACCUGCAGCUCUUUGAGUUUGUGGGGAAGAUGCUGGGGAAGGCGGUGUAUGAGGGCAUCGUGGUGGACGUGCCCUUCGCCUCCUUCUUCCUGAGCCAGCUGCUCGGCCACCACCACAGCGUCUUCUACAGCUCCGUGGAUGAGCUGCCUUCUCUGGACUCGGAAUUCUAUAAGAACCUCACCUCCAUCAAGCGCUACGAUGGGGACAUCGCUGACCUGGGCCUGACGCUGUCGUAUGAUGAGGACGUCAUGGGUCAGCUGGUUUGCCACGAGCUGAUCCCCGGAGGCAAGACCAUCCCGGUCACCAAUGAAAAUAAGAUCAGCUACAUCCACCUGAUGGCGCACUUUCGGAUGCACACGCAAAUCAAGAGCCAGACAGCCGCCCUCAUCAGUGGCUUCCGCUCCAUCAUCAAACCCGAGUGGAUCCGCAUGUUCUCCACGCCCGAGCUGCAGCGCCUCAUCUCCGGUGACAAUGCAGAGAUUGACCUGGAGGAUUUAAAGAAGCACACGGUGUACUACGGCGGCUUUCACGGCAGUCACAGGGUCAUCAUUUGGCUGUGGGACAUUCUGGCCUCCGACUUCACGCCUGACGAGAGAGCCAUGUUUCUGAAGUUUGUCACCAGCUGCUCCAGGCCCCCCCUGCUUGGAUUCGCCUACCUCAAGCCUCCCUUCUCCAUCCGCUGUGUGGAGGUUUCCGAUGAUCAGGACACCGGGGACACCCUGGGCAGCGUCCUGCGGGGCUUCUUCACCAUCCGCAAGCGCGAGCCAGGCGGCCGCCUGCCAACCUCAUCCACCUGCUUCAACCUGCUCAAGCUGCCCAACUACAGCAAGAAGAGCGUGCUGCGCGAGAAGCUGCGCUACGCCAUCAGCAUGAACACGGGCUUCGAGCUCUCCUAGCCCCGCCCACAGGCCCGCCUGGGCCACGCCCAGGGAGGGGCGGGGAAUAAACGUCCUUUCUUCUCGCCGCCCAGAGCGGCUGCCCCUUCCUUCCGGUAGUUUGGCCCCUGUGGUGAGUGGCUUUCCCCUUAACUCGGCGAGGGAGCUGCGCGCGCACAAGGCGCGGGACCCCCAGGCGUCCCGAGCGGUGUUGGCCGUGGGCCGCACAGAGCCUGCGGCGCGGAGGAUGCGCAGUCCGCUUCCGGACACUUCUCAGGUCAGGCCUCGCCCAGCUCUAUGCACCGACGGUCUCCGCCCCGCCCCUCCGACUCAGGCCCCGCCUCCCGCGGGUUCCUCUUCUCGGGCAUCCGCCGGGUUUGGGAGGGAACGCCGCUGGCCAACCCUCUGACUGUUAGUGGGCGGGGCCCCAGGGGGAGGCGUCUGUCCACUCAUUUCCCGAGGAGCAAACAAACACUAACCUGAGCUGUGCCCCCUCAGCAGUGGCCUCACCCUGCAGAUGGCACAAUCCCAGGAAACCUGGGUCUGCCCCCCACCUUCCCCCAGCACAGGGAGACCCAAUGUCCUUUGCACUGAUUUAGGCCCAUGAGGUGAGGCCCAGGAAACUCAUCACCCUCCGGACUGGUUUUCCUUUUUUACUUGGUUUGCGCUUCCAGCCCAUUGCUUCCCUCGAUGCCAGAUCGCUGCCCUAGAUGCAGGGACUCUGGCACAGGCCCUGCCAGGGGUCAGCACUGACAGUCGCCCAUCCUCUCCCACCCUGACAUGCAUCUGGUGGGUGCCUGCCACCCAGAGGGCUGGCCCAGCGCUCUUUUCUGUUGCUCGGCAGCGGAGUGGGUGAGGUGUGCAGCUUCCUUUAAAAAUAGCAGCACCUGCCAGCAAGAGCGUUCAUGGUGGCACUGAAUCCAGCAAGCCCCGGUUCCACAGCCGGAACCUUCAGAGAUUGUCUGAUGCUGGUGCCCCAUGGGGCCUGGCGCAGCUACAGCACCUGGCCAGGCACUCGGGGACAGAGUGUGCCCGGUUCGCAGAUGGAAAGCUGGCGUUGUUCACGAUUUAAGCUUUGUGGGUAAGCCCCUGACCCUGUGAACUUGCCGCUCACUGUCAACGCUGAAUUCCCACAAACGUGUGCGUGCAAGUCAUGGUCAGCCUGUCAAAAGAAAGGAACCAGCUCCUGUCUGGAGCCCGUGAGACUGGAGGUUGGGGCACGCGGUGACCACCGUCAGCUCCUUCUUGGUGAGGAGGGACAGUGUGUCAUUUCAUUCAAAUUCUUCAUCACCUGAAAAUCUUGCACUAUCGAAAACACUGAUGUGUGCUUUUAUAGCUGAUGUUGGAACUGUGAGGAUUAUGUAUCUCUCUGACACCCGGAAGGCUCUGGAAAGUUGUGCUGUGUUGUUUCCUAGCUAACUUACGGGUUACGGCAGGCUCAAACGCUUUAUUAAAUUUAUUAAAUUUGUACGACAGCA
Molecule: messenger RNA, 5063 nt
Organism: Echinops telfairi (small Madagascar hedgehog)
Lineage: Eukaryota; Metazoa; Chordata; Mammalia; Afrosoricida; Tenrecidae
Gene: UBE3B
Product: ubiquitin protein ligase E3B
Exons: 28
Coding region: 400-3606 (1068 amino acids)
Biological process (GO): ubiquitin-dependent protein catabolic process; protein polyubiquitination
Molecular function (GO): protein binding; ubiquitin protein ligase activity
Source: RefSeq, a predicted model, not a curated record